GGAAGUUUUUCUUCCAGAGGAACGCGCACGUUGAGCCGCCUUUGCAGUUGCUUCUUUCAGGCUACCUUCUGAUCAUGUCUUCCAAGAAGAACAGAAAACGACUGAAUCGAAGCGCAGAGAAUGGUUCAACCUCACCCUCUUCUGCUUCCUCUUCUUCGGGGCCCUCGGCUCCUCCUGGGCCAGGCACCGCGGCGGCGGCUGGGACUCUGGUGGUGACCAACUUUUUAGAAAAGGAUGACAGAGUUCCUAAAACAUUCCAAAAUUCCCUUGUUCAACUUGGACUCAACACUAUGAAAUCUGCAAAUAUAUGUAUAGGUCGACCAGUGUUGCUUACCAGUUUGGAUGGAAAACAAGAGGUCUAUACGGCCUGGCCUGUGGCAGGAUUUCCUGGAGGCAAGGUUGGCCUGAGUGAAAUGGCGCAAAAGAAUGUGGGCGUGAGCGUUGGUGAUGCCAUUCAAGUCCAGCCUCUAUUGGGUGCUGUGCUUCAGGCUGAGGAAAUGGAUGUGACACUCAGUGACCAAAAUGUGGAUAUUAAUGAAGAACAACUGACUGGUUGUCUUCUGAGAAAACUAGAUGGCAAGAUUGUUUUACCAGGCAACUUUUUGUAUUGUACAUUCUAUGGACGACCAUGCAAGUUGCAAGUGUUGAGAGUGAAAGGGACAGAUGGCAUGAUAUUGAGAAGGCCUCAGAAUGACACUGAUGCUCAAGGAAUGGCCUGUGAACAGUCCAACAUAGACACCAGUACCCUGGAUGUAGCCUUACAGCUGAGCCAGUUAGAUCUGGAAGAGCCUCGGGAUCCAACAUCAAGCAGUACUCCUUGCAAACCAGUAGAUGACAGAAUGAUAAAUGAAGCUAGUGACAUUUUUUCAGAUGUUACACAGAUUCCUAGGGACAACAGUGGACUUGAACUAGCAGAGAUCACAGGACUUAAAUGUAGUUUUGAAUUGGCCAAAGGAGGAAAUGAGCAACUUGUUAAUGAAGAGAGAUUGCUAAAGUCAGCCUAUGUGGGAACAAAGCACAACACUGAUACUUUUUAUUUUAUUUCUUCAACAACGAGAGUGAAUUUUACAAAGAUUUGUACAAAUUCAGAAGAGCAAGACAACCAAUUCAAAGUAACUUACGACAUGAUAGGAGGCUUAAAUAGUCAGCUGAAAACAAUUAGAGAAAUAAUUGAAUUGCCUCUCAAGCAGCCUGAACUUUUCAAGAGUUACGGAAUUCCUCCACCUAGAGGAGUGUUACUCUAUGGCCCUCCAGGUACUGGGAAGACCAUGAUUGCUAGGGCUGUUGCUAAUGAAGUCGGAGCCUAUGUUUCUGUAAUUAAUGGUCCUGAAAUUAUAAGCAAAUUCUAUGGGGAGACAGAAGCAAGGCUACGUCAGAUAUUUGCUGAAGCCACUCUACGGCACCCAUCAAUUAUUUUUAUUGAUGAGCUGGAUGCACUUUGUCCUAAAAGAGAAGGGGCUCAGAAUGAAGUGGAAAAAAGAGUGGUAGCAUCACUGUUAACACUGAUGGAUGGUAUUGGUUCAGAAGGAAGUGAAGGACAAGUGUUGGUCCUUGGGGCCACAAAUCGCCCUCAUGCGUUAGAUGCUGCACUUCGAAGACCUGGACGAUUUGAUAAAGAGAUUGAGAUUGGAGUUCCUAAUGCUGAGGAUCGGCUAGAUAUCCUCCAGAAACUUCUUCGAACUGUACCCCAUUUGCUCACUGAAGCUGAGCUGCUACAGCUGGCAAAUAGUGCUCAUGGGUACGUUGGAGCAGACUUGAAAGCUUUGUGUAAUGAAGCAGGUCUCUAUGCCUUACGGAGAGUCUUGAAGAAACAGCCUAAUCUCUCUGAUAGCAAGAUGGCUGGGGUGGUGAAGAUUACUCUGAAUGAUUUCUUACAAGGGAUGAAUGACGUCAGGCCCAGUGCUAUGAGGGAAGUAGCAAUCGAUGUACCAAAUGUAUCCUGGUCAGAUAUAGGAGGACUGGAAAAUAUCAAACUAAAAUUGAAACAGGCUGUGGAAUGGCCUUUGAAACAUCCAGAGUCUUUCAUUCGAAUGGGUAUUCAACCACCUAAAGGAGUUCUUCUGUAUGGGCCACCUGGAUGCUCUAAAACAAUGAUUGCAAAGGCUUUAGCCAAUGAGAGUGGCCUGAAUUUCCUAGCUAUAAAGGGGCCUGAAUUAAUGAAUAAAUAUGUUGGUGAAUCUGAAAGGGCUGUUAGAGAGAUCUUCCGAAAAGCGAGAGCAGUGGCUCCUUCCAUUAUUUUCUUUGAUGAACUUGAUGCCUUAGCAGUUGAAAGGGGCAGUUCUUCAGGUGCUGGGAAUGUAGCUGACCGUGUUCUGGCUCAGCUCUUAACGGAAAUGGAUGGUAUUGAACAGUUAAAGAACGUGACAAUUUUGGCCGCUACUAACCGCCCAGAUAGGAUAGACAAGGCUUUGAUGCGGCCUGGAAGAAUUGAUAGAAUCAUCUAUGUGCCGUUACCAGAUGCAGCAACAAGAAGGGAAAUAUUUAACCUGCAGUUUCAUUCUAUGCCAGUCGGUAAUGACGUUGAUCUGGCUGAACUCAUCCUCCAAACUGAUACAUAUUCAGGAGCAGAGUCAGUUCCUAGAAACUGUGCCAUAAAGGAGACCAUCACAGAACAGAUCAUUGUUGAAAGAAUUAUAUUUCCUUAUACAAACAAUAUUAUAAUGGAGGAUUGCAUUCCUGCCCAGAACUUGCCAUCAAAUAAAAAGAUUAUAGCUGUCUGUAGAGAGGCGGCUCUUCUGGCUCUGGAAGAAGACAUUCAAGCCAACCACAUUAUGAGAAGACAUUUUACUCAGGCCUUGAGCACUGUGACACCCAGAAUUCCUAAAUCAUUGAGACGUUUCUAUGAAGAGUAUCAGGAGAAGAGCGGGCUACAUACACUCUGAGAAAGUAUGCAUGUUCAGUAUGCUAAAAAUGCUUUCUAGAGAAAACUUGUUUCUUUUUAAAAUUUUGUCUUGAGAGUGUCCAAAAAAAACCUCUCAUAAGCAAAAUGUCUGAAAUUGAGAGGCUUCAGUGUUUAAAGACAUUUUAAAUCAUAUGGAUACAAUGAAAACGUCCAUGAAAAUCUUUGGACACAACUUUAAGUCAGUUUUAUCCGGAAAUGUGUGCUGUUUUAAAGAGCAAACUUCAGCUUUUUCAUUUUUGACCUAGUUUAUUCAUCUCAUGAAAUGCUUUCCUCACUCCAGAAACUGUUUCACUGCAUUACUAAAUGCCCAGCCUGUGAGCCUCAGUUUUAUACAAGAACAUAGAAAAUGCAUGUGGUUGGGCACCUAAGUGGUUCAGUCAUUUAAGUGUCCAUCUCUUGAUUUCAGCCCACAGUUUGUGAGUUCAAGUCCCACAUAGGGCUCUGCACUGCCAGCGUAGAGCCUGCUUGGG
This is a messenger RNA of Herpailurus yagouaroundi (jaguarundi), 3372 nucleotides long. It is a transcript of the gene AFG2A, whose product is annotated as AAA ATPase AFG2A. The record is from RefSeq and is a predicted model, not a curated record. The coding region runs from base 75 to 2882 and encodes 935 amino acids. The transcript has 17 exons. Gene Ontology annotation, cellular component: cytoplasm. Gene Ontology annotation, molecular function: ATP binding; ATP hydrolysis activity. Lineage: Eukaryota; Metazoa; Chordata; Mammalia; Carnivora; Felidae.